This is a messenger RNA of Quercus lobata, 2613 nucleotides long. Its product is annotated as Pentatricopeptide repeat (PPR) superfamily protein. NCBI's taxonomy places the organism in Eukaryota, Viridiplantae, Streptophyta, Magnoliopsida, Fagales, Fagaceae. The record is from RefSeq and is a predicted model, not a curated record. Gene Ontology annotation, molecular function: protein binding; zinc ion binding; RNA binding. Bases 258 to 2540 code for a protein of 760 amino acids. Gene Ontology annotation, biological process: RNA modification. The transcript has a single exon.
CUUUUAACCGUACCAAUCAAAACAUGAACUUUUAUGCAAGUUUCGGAUAGACAGACGGUACAGUGAUGACACUGAAAGUAGUGGGGUUCUUCCUUCCUCAUGAUGUGUACCAAUAGGAGUCCUAUGUUAAAUCUUUUACUGUUUAACAAAUUAUUAUUACACAGUUUGAACUGAAGUGAACAAGCUUCUAAUUUGGCCUUUUGUUUUGUUUUGGGGCAUACUCAUUUAUUUGGGAGCCAAAGCAUGUCAACUUUAUAAUGUCACAUUUGGGCUCCAUAGCAUGCAAAGUAACCAACCUAAAACAUCUAUCACAGCUUCAUGCAAACCUCAUUCAAAACUCCCUCCACCACCAUAACUACUGGGUGGCAUUACUCCUUACUCACUGUACACGCCUCCACGCACCAUUGGCCUAUACCCAUCUCAUUUUUAACUCUCUGCCUUGCCCUGAUGCCCAUGUCUUCACUUCCAUGCUUAGGUAUUACUCCCAAUUGGGUGCUCAUAGUGAAGUGGUUUCUCUGUUUAAACAUAUGCAAUAUUGUGGUAUAAGGCCUGCUGGUACAUUUGUGUACCCAGUAUUGAUUAAAUUGGCUGGGGAGGCCUGCGUUGUGUUUCAUGCCCAAGUAGUGAAAUUGGGUCAUUUUCAGGAUCGUUAUGUUCGCAAUGUGAUCAUGGAUAUGUACGCAAAAUAUGGCCCCGUUAAGUUUGCUAGAAAACUGUUUGAUGAAAUGCCUGAAAGGACUCUUGCGGAUUGGAAUUCAAUGAUUUCUGGCUACUGGAAGUGGGGGGAUGAAGUUGAAGCAAGUAGACUCUUUAAUGUGAUGCCUGAGUGGAAUGUUGUUACUUGGACUAGCAUGGUUACUGGUUAUGCUAAGAAGGGGGAUUUGGAGAGUGCAAGAAGGUAUUUUGAUGAGAUGCCCGAGAAAAGUGUGGUCUCCUGGAAUGCAAUGCUAUCAGGUUAUGCUCAGAAUGGGUUUGCAGAGAAGGCUUUAAGAUUGUUUGAUGACAUGAUUAAUGCCGGGGUUCAACCAAAUGAAACGACCUGGGUUACUGUUAUUUCAUCAUUAUCGUUGCAUGGUGAUCCUUGCCUAGCGGACUUACUUGUUAGAACACUUGACCAGAAGAAGAUCCAUUUGAAUUGUUUUGUCAAGACUGCGCUGCUUGAUAUGUAUGCAAAGUGUGGAAACCUAGAGACUGCUCAAAGAAUUUUUGAUGAACUGGGCGUGUAUAGGAACUCUAUUACAUGGAAUGCCAUGAUUUCUGCAUACACAAGGGUUGGGGAUUUGAAUUCAGCUAGAGAGCUCUUUGAUAAGAUGCCAGAAAAAAAUGUUGUUUCAUGGAACUCAUUGAUUGCUGGUUAUGCUCAAAAUGGGCAGUCAGCCAUGGCAAUUGAGCUCUUUAAAGAUAUGACUGCUACUAAAGACUUGAAACCAGAUGAGGUGACAAUGGUGAGUGUUUUCUCAGCCUGUGGACAUCUUGGAGCAUUGAAAUUGGGAAAUUGGGUUGUGAACAUCCUUAAUGAAAACCAUAUCAAACUCAGCAUCUCGGGAUACAACUCUUUGAUUUUCAUGUACUCAAGAUGUGGGAGUGUGGAAGAUGCCUAUAGAGUUUUCCAAGAAAUGGAAACGAGAGAUGUUGUUUCCUACAACACAUUGAUAGCAGGGUUUGCAACUCAUGGACAUGGAAUGGAAGCCAUUGAACUAAUGUCAAAAAUGAAAGGAGAAGGUAUUGAACCAGACCGCGUGACAUUUAUUGGUGUCCUGACAGCAUGCAGCCAUGCUGGAUUACUGGAAGAAGGUUGGAAGGUCUUCAAAUCAAUCCAAGCUCCUGCUGUAGAUCAUUAUGCAUGCAUGAUUGAUUUGCUAGGUCGAGUAGGUGAACUGGAUGAAGCUAGAAAGUUGAUUGAAAGCAUGCCAAUAAAACCACACGCUGGAGUUUAUGGAUCUCUUUUAAAUGCUAGCCGGAUUCACAAAAGAGUUGAACUUGGGGAGCUGGCUGCAAGCAAGCUCUUUGAGCUUGAACCAUAUAAUUCUGGAAAUUAUAUUUUGCUUUCCAACAUAUAUGCUUCAGCAGGGAGGUGGGAAGAUGUUGAGAGGGUCAGGGGAACAAUGAGAAAAGUGGGAGUGAAAAAGACAACUGGAUGGAGUUGGGUAGAAUAUAAGGGUGAAAUACACAAGUUUAUCGUAGGAGACAGGAUGCAUGAACGAUCAGAUGACAUCUAUGGGCUAUUGUCAGAACUGGGAAGGAAGAUGAGGAGGAACGGGUAUAUUGCUGACAAAAGCUGCGUGCUGAGAGAUGUUGAAGAGGAAGAGAAAGAAGAGAUGGUGGGAACUCAUAGUGAGAAAUUGGCUAUUUGUUUUGCUCUUCUGGUUGGUGAAGCAGGGGCAGUGAUUAGGGUGGUGAAGAAUUUAAGGGUAUGUUGGGACUGCCAUACAGCUAUUAAGAUUAUCUCCAAGUUAGAGGGAAGGGAGAUAAUUGUGAGGGACAAUAAUAGGUUUCACCAUUUCAGUAAUGGGCUAUGUUCUUGCAAGGAUUACUGGUAAUGAGAGACAAUACAUCUGGUAACAUCAAAGGGGAGUGGAGACUCCUCACUCCUCUGCUUUGCGUCAUAUUCAA